Aspergillus niger is the source of this 792-nucleotide messenger RNA. RefSeq lists its product as uncharacterized. NCBI's taxonomy places the organism in Eukaryota, Fungi, Ascomycota, Eurotiomycetes, Eurotiales, Aspergillaceae. The record is from RefSeq and is a predicted model, not a curated record. The coding region runs from base 1 to 792 and encodes 263 amino acids. The transcript is spliced from 2 exons.
AUGGCCAGUCACGAGCAUCUACGCGGCUCCUGUCAAUGCGGGAGGAAUCAAUACCAAAUUCGACUGUCCGACAAUAUAACUGACUACGCCCACGUCUACUUCGACACUAGCCGAGACAAUCGAAGAUUCCACGCAGCUCCACUGACAGCCUGGCUUCGUGUCCCCUUAACCUGGUACCAAUCCCACACCCAAUCCUAUUUUCCCGAUGAAACACACAGCACCAUCCGCCGCAUCUUCUCCCCGCGCCAUGCGCCACAUACUCAGCGGGUCUUUUGCGGCUACUGCGGCACGCCACUCACAUACUGGAGCGAGGACCCGCGCGAGGAAGCGGAGUAUAUGUCAGUGUCGAUAGGAAGUUUGUUUGGUGAUGACCAGCGCAUGUUGGAAGACUUGGAACUAUUGCCUCCGGAAUCGCCUCCUCACUCUUCUGAUGAGGAGAGGGAAGCAGACGAGGAACAAGAGCAGCCUGCGAAGCGGAAAGAAAAGGUAGUCGUUAGUCCGGCUACAGCUCAACAAAGCGCCCAUCCAUCAGAUGUGGUCAUCCCGUCUAGGUCGGCGGUCUCACGGAGCUACAGGCAUGGCACACUGGGCGGGAUCCCGUGGUUCGAAGAGAUGGUGGAGGGAAGUCGGCUGGGGAGGAUGAUGAAGACUAGGCGCGGCGUUGGGGUUAGUGAUGACCAGUCUACCAGUUUCGAGUGGGAGAUUAGCGAGUGGACGAGCGAUAAUACGCAGGCGGCGGGUAAACGAAAGCGUGGACAUCAUACUAAUGUGGAGGAUACUGAAUCUACUUAG